CUCGCGAGACGAAGGCCAGGGUUAGCCACCUUCCGAGGGAUUUUGGGUAAGCGCGUUUCCUAGAGCGUGAGGAGAGGCGGCACAGAGAGCGGGCGUGAUUGGCUGAGAAGCCCGCUUUUCUAAGCCAAGUUUUUGGUGACAAGAAAUGGGAUCCAAAGCUGACUGCAAACACCCUUGGACCAAGGACAUGCACAGGCAAGAUGCCCAAUGAUCCUUUUGAAUUUACUGUUCCUCCUCUUCUUAUCUAAGAGCCUUGGAUUCUUUUGGUCCAGUGUCAUGGCUGCAAAGUGGAAUUCUACUCUCGAGUUUCAUAGGAAAUUGUCCAACUGUACAAUGAAAGAUUAUGCAAAUCCUCAAGGAGCAUCUAAUCAAUCACCUCGGUGUGAGAGGAAUGCAGCUGAUCGCUGAAUUAGCUUCUGUUGGAACGUAUUCAUGUGUAACAUCCCACUGACCGCGUGACAGCACAACAGCUCCAGGUCCUUGAAAGUCUUGAGGAUGAUUAGCUGAAGGAAUUGGCGGUUUCUGCCAAUCAUAAUCCGGCAGGGCUGCCUUUAUAGUUCUGGAGAUGCGAGAGAAAGAGGGAGGGAGGGAAAGACCGACUACAGCUAAGCAAGAAGCACAGCAGCAGUAGCAACAGCGGAGCAGGAGCAGCUGGUAUUCCGGUGAUUAAAUAGUUCUCAUAGCCUUUUUGCUGUACUCGGUCCCGCUCCCUGGUGUAAUUCUCGUGUCCAAGGAGGAAGCUGCAUUUUAACGGUGUGCUGAACAGAGGUUUGAAUCAUUCCAGCUGGCUGCUUGUUUUGAAAAGGACAGUGUGUGUAUAAAUAAAAAGACACUCUGCUGGAAGAGUUCAGAUACUAGGAUUGGAACUAAAAAAGCGCUCUCGGAAUAUUGUUGAGGCAGAUUAUAUGAACUGAAAGCUCCUUCUAAUUAACCUGGAGCCAAGUGAAUCUGAAUGCUGGAUAUCUCACUUUCUAACUCGGGAUAAAUUCAAGUUAGGAUAAGAAAAAAAUUGAAAUGCUUCUCUAGAUAAUGUUUAAAGGAUUCUGCAUCAGUCUUUGGUAUUGGACAUACUCAAAAUCCCUUCUUCAACUUUUGCUCUCCUGGUCCAUUGUCUUCCAGCUUUAACUUACUUGUGAUCCCUUCAAACAUUUUACAUGGUUUGCAAUGGUUACAUGAACUUUUGGGAAGUGAUAAUUGCACCAUCUCAUACUUUAUUCACUAUGGCACUUUAGAAAAAGAAAUUGGAAAAAAACUGACAAAGCAGUAUUUUAAAAAAUGAAUCUUAUUGUGAAGCUUCGGAGAAGUUUUCGAACAUUGAUUGUUCUUUUAGCUACCUUUUGUUUGGUGAGCAUUGUCAUUUCUGCCUAUUUCCUCUACUCUGGCUAUAAACAGGAAAUGACUGUUAUUGAAACCACUGCAGAAGCAGAAUGUGCUGACAUCAAAAUUCUACCAUAUCGGUCAAUGGAGCUGAAAACAGUUAAACCUAUUGAUACAUCCAAAACUGAUCCUACUGUCCUCCUAUUUGUGGAGAGCCAAUAUUCUCAACUUGGUCAAGAUAUCAUAGCUAUCUUGGAGUCUAGCCGAUUUCAGUACCAAAUGGUCAUUGCCCCUGGCAAGGGGGAUAUACCUCCUCUUACAGAUAAUGGCAAAGGGAAAUAUAUUUUAGUUAUUUAUGAAAAUAUUCUGAAGUAUGUCAGCAUGGACUCAUGGAAUCGAGAGCUUUUAGAAAAAUACUGUGUGGAAUACAGUGUUAGUAUAAUUGGUUUUCAUAAAGCCAAUGAGAACAGCUUACCAAGUACACAAUUAAAAGGCUUUCCAUUAAACCUUUUCAAUAAUCUAGCUCUAAAGGACUGUUUUGUCAACCCUCAGUCUCCUUUGCUGCAUAUUACCAAAGCCCCCAAGGUUGAGAAAGGCCCUCUUCCUGGGGAAGACUGGAGUAUUUUCCAAUAUAAUCAUUCAACCUACCAGCCUGUGCUUUUAACUGAAUUACAGACAGAAAAAUUUCUUUCAUCCUCAUCCAGCAAACCACUCUAUGCGACAGUGAUUCAGGAUCUGGGGCUUCAUGAUGGAAUUCAGCGCGUUCUUUUUGGCAACAACUUAAACUUUUGGCUACACAAGCUCAUCUUCAUAGAUGCCAUCUCCUUCUUGUCAGGGAAGAGGCUGACACUGUCCUUGGACAGGUACAUCCUUGUGGACAUUGAUGAUAUCUUUGUUGGGAAAGAGGGAACAAGGAUGAAUGUCAAAGAUGUAAAGGCAUUACUAGAGACUCAAAAUUUACUGCGCACUCAGGUUGCAAAUUUUACCUUCAACCUUGGAUUUUCAGGGAAGUUUUACCACACAGGGACUGAAGAGGAAGAUGAAGGCGAUGACCUUUUGCUUCGGUCUGUAGAUGAGUUCUGGUGGUUUCCUCACAUGUGGAGCCAUAUGCAACCUCAUCUCUUCCAUAAUGAGUCAUCUUUAGUUGAACAGAUGAUUCUCAACAAGGAAUUUGCCCUGGAACAUGGAAUCCCUAUCAACAUGGGCUACGCGGUGGCACCACAUCACUCAGGGGUCUACCCGGUUCAUAUUCAGUUAUAUGAAGCUUGGAAGAAGGUCUGGGGUAUUCAGGUCACCAGCACUGAAGAAUAUCCACAUUUGAAACCUGCACGGUACCGAAAGGGCUUCAUUCACAAUAACAUCAUGGUCCUCCCUCGACAGACCUGUGGGUUGUUCACCCACACUAUUUUCUACAAAGAAUAUCCAGGAGGACCCCAAGAAUUGGAUAAAAGUAUCAGAGGAGGUGAACUUUUCCUCACAAUCCUUCUAAACCCGAUCAGCAUUUUCAUGACCCAUUUGUCGAAUUAUGGGAAUGACCGCCUGGGGUUAUAUACCUUUGUGAACUUGGCCAACUUCGUGCAGAGCUGGACCACCCUGAAACUGCAAACUCUGCCCCCAGUGCAACUCGCACACAAGUACUUUGAGCUCUUCCCUGAGCAAAAAGACCCUCUCUGGCAGAAUCCCUGUGAUGAUAAACGGCACAAAGACAUUUGGUCCAGAGAGAAAACUUGUGACCACUUGCCAAAAUUCCUUGUCAUCGGGCCACAAAAAACAGGAACAACUGCACUUUACUUAUUCCUUCUUAUGCACCCUUCCAUCAUCAGCAAUCUUCCCAGCCCCAAAACAUUUGAAGAAGUUCAAUUCUUUAAUGGCAACAACUACCACAAGGGAAUUGAUUGGUAUAUGGACUUUUUCCCUACUCCAUCCAACAUUACAAGUGACUUUCUAUUUGAAAAGAGUGCUAAUUACUUCCAUUCAGAAGAAGCUCCCAAGAGAGCUGCAUCUCUGGUCCCCAAAGCCAAGAUCAUCACCAUUCUCAUCGACCCCUCAGACAGGGCAUACUCUUGGUACCAGCACCAACGAUCUCAUGAAGAUCCAGCUGCCCUGAGGUUUAAUUUCUAUGAAGUUAUUACCACCGGACACUGGGCCUCACCGGACCUGAAAGCUUUGCAAAGGAGAUGCCUCGUACCUGGAUGGUAUGCAGUCCACAUCGAAAGAUGGCUAACUUACUUUGCUACUUCUCAGUUGCUAAUUAUUGAUGGACAGCAGCUGAGAUCUGACCCAGCUACUGUGAUGGAUGAAGUCCAGAAGUUUCUGGGAGUUACACCUCAUUAUAAUUAUUCUGAAGCACUAACGUUUGAUCCCCAAAAGGGCUUUUGGUGUCAGCUCCUGGAAGGAGGAAAAACCAAAUGUCUUGGAAAGAGCAAAGGCCGAAAAUAUCCACCCAUGGAUCCAGAGGAAAUUCCAAGGAUUUUAGGAGCUUUGUGCCAGCAGAAGGGUCUAGAACUUUCCUCUCUAAUUACUACCGAGAUCAUAACGUGGAACUGUCCAAACUGCUACAUAGACUGGGGCAGCCUCUGCCAUCCUGGCUGAGACAGGAGCUGCAGAAAGUGAGAUAGCACUGGAGACAAGAACCAAGGCUGGAAGGAUGCUUCCUUUUACUAUUAAAUAGAAAAACAAACCCCACAACUUUUGUCCCCUUAAUGCACUUGUGACUGUCAACAGAAGACUGUGUGAAUAAAUUUCCUUCUAUCUUUUUCAUAAAACGAAAUUGGUUAUAUAUGCACGCAUUGGCAAUUACAAGCAUCCGUCCCUAUGUGAGCUUCUGGAAAGUAAUGUGGGGUUUUGUGGCAUUAUCCAGUUUCCAGUGUGGGUAUCAUGACACAGCCCAGUUCCUCUGUUAACCAUAAGGUUCCAGAAACUCUACAUAAGACUGGGAACCCUGAUUAUAUGCAAGUGACAAAUGAGAAUCUUGAGGAAAAGAUAAGAACAGAGAUAUCUGGAAAUGAAGUUAGCAGUAACCCAGUAUCUGAGUAAGGGCUUGCAUUUUCUCUUUGCUAAUUUAAAAACAAGUUUGCUUUUGUGGUGAGAAGAAAUGCUAUGAUCCCAUACUCUUAUUUUGAGCAUUUAUUAUUUAUGGUAGUCCACAUAUUUUUUCCUCCUUUUUAUGAAUUUCCUUGCCUUGCUAGAGAAGUUGUGAAGUUGUAGUCUUCGCCUCCCCAUGUGUUUUUGUCUGUUUUUCUUUGGUAAGAGAAAAGGUUUCAUAUCCACCAAUAGUACUAUUUUCUCUGGCAAGGCAAUCUAUUCUCAGUGGAUUUUGCAUUAUGGGUCCAACAAAACCUAUCAGACAUUUGGGGGAAAAGGAAUAAGGAUGCAUACUCUGUGUAGUAUCAACUAGUAUGUAGAAGGCCAUCUUUCCAUGGGUCCAAAAUCUUACCACACUAGUAAUCUAGGUAUAGCCACCUUGACAGUGAUGUAGUAUUUAUAUAUUUUUUCACUAUCUAUGGAAGAAAAAAAACUUGAUUGAUAAGAUAUGGAAUGAAAACACCAACAUGAGUUUACAGGUAGUGUGGGGCACUCGUGCCUUCUAUGUAGUAUUAUAUCAAUCAUUUUAAAGCAUGGACUUUUCUAUAUGCCAAUACAUAUACUAUUGCAGAAGAUUAUGUUUCUAAUGGCUAUUAUAUAUAUACAUAUAUAUAAUAUAUAUUAUCGAAAACUUACCUCUUUAAACAUGACUAAUUCUCUAACCUGAACUGUUUCCCAGCCAUGCCACCCAACAAAUAAUUUCUAGAAGAGAAGUGAUGGCUCUUCCUGUCCUGGGUUCCUCUCCUACGUGGAGAGGAUUGUCAUGCUGUUUGAAUUUUUUAUCCCAUUUUUCAAUGAAGACAUAGUAAGGCUUUGUUAAUCUAUUCAGCAUGAUCCAUGAAGGUAAAAUUUCAACAGAACAGUAAAUCAGCUGCUUUGGGGACAUUACCUAUAGAUCCAUCCUUCCUCUAGAGUAAUUUUUCUAUAGGUUAUAAAUAAUAUUACUUUUUCCUGCAAUUUGAGAAAUUAUGCGUGACAUAAUUCAUUGUCUUUAAAGGAAACUGAAGAUCCUUGUUUUGUUUGUUUGGUUUUUGUUGUUGCUGUUAUUAUUGUUGUUGUUGUUGUUGUUAUUGUUGUUUUAAGCAAGCAAAUCUAAUCUAAUCUGAAAGAGAAUCAAGAAUUAUCACAUAUUUUAUUACAAAAUUCAACUUUGGAUUUAUACUUCUUGAAAAGUUUUGUUUCCUUGUUGUCUUCCCCUUGUUUCCCCACUGUGUCUAGAGGCUUUUGAUCUUUUUGAGAAAAUGUGAACAUUUUUCUUGGGCAUGAGUGAAUAGAAAUCACAAAUUAUUGCUUUGGUUGUUCCUGUGUUAACUUUGAGACUCAAAUUCUCAAACUUAUUAUUACUUAUAUGAUCAUGUGCUUGAAAACAUUGCAUUAAGCACGUGAUAAUCACAAUAAUUGGGUAUUUAGACCUCUCACAUUUCAUUUGUUGGUUCACUGGUUUCCUCCAGUUUGUAUUCUAAUAUUUUCUUUUUGACUAGAGACUAACUUUUUUCUAAGUGGAGUAACAGAGAUAUUUAUACAAAAAUGGGGAGAUAUUUUUCAUAUAAAGUAAAAUUUCACACAAGUCAAAAUACAACUCAUCACCAUAUCUGCAAAAAUGUAACUCAUUUUUGGCAUUUUUUCAUUUUUUCCCCUAAGUAAUGUAUCAUUCACCUAUCUACAGACAUCCGAGAGCAGAAUUCCCCCAAAUCCACCCAGUCUCUUUCAUUUCAACCAGCGUGUACCUUUUUCUUAUUAAGACUGAUUAUGAAGAAAAAAUAAAUUUUAAUUAUAUGAUUCA
Messenger RNA from Neofelis nebulosa (Clouded leopard), 6184 nucleotides. RefSeq names its product bifunctional heparan sulfate N-deacetylase/N-sulfotransferase 4. Lineage: Eukaryota; Metazoa; Chordata; Mammalia; Carnivora; Felidae. Gene Ontology annotation, molecular function: heparan sulfate N-sulfotransferase activity; deacetylase activity. Bases 1276 to 3909 code for a protein of 877 amino acids. The transcript has 17 exons. Gene Ontology annotation, cellular component: Golgi apparatus. The record is from RefSeq and is a predicted model, not a curated record.